AUGGCAGGAAAAUCAUCACAGACGGUCUGGAUGCUAAUAAUGCUUGUGUGCAUGGUAACACUGGUGCGUCCAGGGCUAGCUAGUCGGACACCACAAGUAACUCUAGCACCAGGAGGAAAUGGGUCGGAGAAGGAAGAGCUCGAGUGCUGGUAUGCUUUAUUGGGCGUAGAGGGUUGUGUGACUCAGAUUCGGGAGGCUCUUGUGCUUGCUAGUGUUGAUUUAAUUGAAGCUGCUUGUUGCGUAGCAAUUAAUAAAAUGGAAGACAGGUGCUGGGCAUUGUUGUUUCCCUGCGAGCCUAUUUACUGGGAAUUCCUCAAGAGCUGUUCUACUGAAACACUUGCGCUAGCGCCAGCGCCAGCACCCCAGUGA
This is a messenger RNA of Vitis riparia (riverbank grape), 369 nucleotides long. RefSeq lists its product as uncharacterized. The coding region runs from base 1 to 369 and encodes 122 amino acids. Lineage: Eukaryota; Viridiplantae; Streptophyta; Magnoliopsida; Vitales; Vitaceae. The record is from RefSeq and is a predicted model, not a curated record. Gene Ontology annotation, biological process: regulation of protein localization to cell surface; double fertilization forming a zygote and endosperm; regulation of double fertilization forming a zygote and endosperm. The transcript has a single exon. Gene Ontology annotation, cellular component: extracellular region; vesicle.